Effrenium voratum is the source of this 2606-nucleotide messenger RNA. The record is from the annotation of a GenBank genome assembly. NCBI's taxonomy places the organism in Eukaryota, Dinophyceae, Suessiales, Symbiodiniaceae.
GAUAGCACCGCACAUCGGCAGUGCGCUUCUCGACCAGCUUGGGCGGCGAUUUUGCAUACCAGUGCAUGCCGUGCUGGGAUGGCGAUGUGGCCGACAUCGGGUACUGCACAUGUCGCGGGACCUUGACGUGGGCUCUUCCAAGGACGCCAGAGGCCCCAGCCCUGGUGUCCAGAUCCACGAUCGCCGGGAGCGCGGCCUACCUGCCCGUGCGAUGCAGGUGUCCAGUGACAACCCCCUUCGCAAGGAAGCUCCGCCGCGCGAUGGAGGGCACUCAGCGGGCCCCGCGAGCAAGACAACGUUUGCCAUCCGGGCCUUCAACGAGGUGGGGCUGGAGCACAGGCUCCAAACCUUCCUCAGCUCACAGAAGGAAGCAGAGGAGGCUCGCAGGCCGUCGAUCCUGGAUCAGAAGGGACCAGAACCCGCCGCCGCCGACGCCCUCACUGCCAUGGGCGAGAAAUGGCUUCCGUUCGCGGCGCAGGCCUUCACUGAGGCGGCGAUACGGCGGCAGCAAGCAGAGCAGUUUGGGGACCCCUUCCAGUCCGAGGCCGAGAAGAGGCGCCUGUCGGAGCUCAAGCGCCCCGAACCGCUGACCAUGAAGCAGGGCGCCUCGGGCAUGCGCUACCUCUCCCACGAGGAGACGACAGCUCUUCAGAACAAGGAGCGGAACCUGACACACAGUCGGGAGUUUUUGCGGAGGGGCUGGACGCAGCAGUCCUUUUGCCGGGUCGUGCGUGGCAUGGACUUUGCGUACAACGCCCGUCAGGCCAAGAGCAUCCGUCGAGCCGGCGACCGCGACGAAGGCGAGGUCCUGGGCGCGGACUCCAAGUCCGCCUCCCGCGCGAAGGAGCUCGAGGAGAAGCUCCGUAAGUCAACCUUCUUCAAGGAUAUGGAGCGCCAGAAGAAGGGCAUUAUCCACAAGCUCGCCAAGGUCUCCAAGGUGCGGGGGGAGAACGCCGGGCAGGUGGUCUUCCGUCAGGGGGACCAGGCGGCAAGUGUCUACCUGAUUGUAUCGGGCAGUGUGGCCGUCCUGGCACGGCCGGAGAAGGCCAGGGCGCCAGAGACGCCCCGGCCGAAGCCGGCGGUGUUGAAAGACAUGCCCACCCUGACGGCGAUCCGGGAGGCCCAGAAGCCCGAGGAGGCGCCGGAGGAGGUGGUCAAAGUUGGGGUCAAUACGAGGCCUGGGGCCCGGACCACCUGGUUGAUCCCGGAUGCGCCGGCCAGGCCAGCGUCGGCAUCGGCGCCGGCGGGUGCGGGCUUGUGGACGCGGGUGAACAGCAGGGAGCGCGCGGCGGCAUCCUGGAAGGUGAAGAUGAACUUUGCGGCCCCGGAGAAGGCUGAAGUGAAGAGGCUUGAGCCAAGGGAAGACGAGGCUGGCCGGCCGGUCUAUGCCACGGUGGAGGGCUUCAAUUGUUUCCGGGAGGAUUCCGAUUUGGGCCCGCAGGUGAACGUUUUGGAGAGCGGCGCCGUCUUUGGCGAAGUGUCUCUCCUGUCGGAUGCCCCUCGGAGUGCAUCUGUCAGGUGCCUGGAGGACUGUGAGCUGCUGGUGGUCAACGCUGUCGCCUUUCGCAAGGUACUGGCGGAGUUCGUAGACGUGGCUCGGGCCUGCGGGGCGCUGCAGUCCGUGGACUUCUUCAACAAGUUGGAGGAGACUACCCCGGGCAUCAUCCACACGCUGGCGAAGAGCUCAGAGUUCCUCACCGAGCUCAAGGGACAGGUUAUUUUUCGUCAGAAUGAUCCAGGCAAGUGCUGCUUCAUCCUGGUGAAGGGCCAGGUCACCGUGCACAUGCGUGAGGGCAGGAAGGGCCCGCCCACACCGCGGAUGAGGGGCGGGGAGAUGCCCACGCUGACCGACUGGAGGAGGACUGGCUUGGAGGCCUUCGACGAGACGGCGCGGUCCGAAGAGAAGCGGAACGGCAAGCAGCCGCGCCCCGCCCAGUCCUUCCGCACCUCCGAGGGCUUCAGCACCUUCUCCAAGGAGUCCAACUACGGCAAGAUGCUGCGCUUUCUGAGGGAGGUAUCCCUCUUCGGAGAACUGGCAUUGCAGAACACCGAGCCGCGUAGCGCCAGCAUCGUGUGCUCGCAGGACAGCGAGUUCUUGCGUCUGCGGAAGGAGGACUUCCUUGCAGCGAUCCAAGGGAGGAAGCAGAAGAUCUACUUCUUCGAUGAGCACAUCGAGGCUUUGAAGGACUUUGCGGACAAGAAAGCACAAGGUGCCUUGCUGCAGCAUCCGUCGCUUCUUUUCACGGAUGAGAUCUACCGUGAUGGUCAGCCCAUCACCACGGAGGGCGUCUAUGCCAACACCAAGGUGUACCUUGUGGGUGCCGGUGCGAAGGUGGACCUAUUCCGGUACAAAGAGCCCUGUGCGAGCCCGGCCUACUUCCUUGCACGCCGUCCGCGGAGCGCGCCCAAGAAGAGCAAGGGCCCGUGCUUGCGGAUGCUUCCUGACAACCUGGAGCCAUGCCCCGCAGAAGAGGCCCUGCAGCAGAGCGCGGGCAUCUUCAACCCCAAUGAGGAGGACAUGGACCUCUAUGGGACCCUGCAGGAGGGUAGUCUCUUCGGCACAGCGGGGGCGCUGCAGAACCACAGCCCCGAGCCCUUCUCUGCGG